Messenger RNA from Tribolium castaneum (red flour beetle), 392 nucleotides. It is a transcript of the gene MFK3-16, whose product is annotated as cuticle protein 19.8. Lineage: Eukaryota; Metazoa; Arthropoda; Insecta; Coleoptera; Tenebrionidae. The record is from RefSeq and is marked validated.
GCACGACUCGUCAACACAGACCUACAAAAUGUUUAAAUUGGUGGUGUUGUCCGCUCUCGUUGCCAUCGUGGCCGCCAAACCCGGAGGCCUUUUGGGCUACUCUGCCUACGCCCCGGCCGUCGUCGCCGCCCCAGCGGUGGCCGUGCCCGCCGCCGUCAGCCACCAGUACAGAACCGACGUCAUCAGCAAGCCGGUGGUUGCCACCUAUGCUGCCCCCAUCGUACAGAAAACCGUCGUUGCCGCCCCCGCCGUCUACAGCGCGCCUUUGGCUUACGCCGCCCAUGGUGCCCAUUUGGCUUACGCCGCCCCCCUUGCUCACGCUUGGUAGAGAGGAUUGAUGGAACUUAAAUGAAUUUAUUUUAUUUUAUAAAUAAAUAAAUUAUUAUUUUUCA